AUGGUGACUUUUGCUCAAGCUCGAGUUGUUACAAGAAUUACGUUACCUCCACCGGUACCUACAACUUAUAACAUUCAUGUUGUUAAUGGGCUAACCAACGUCGGGUUAAUUGUGCAUUGCCAGUCGAAGGACAAUGAUUUGGGGACUCACAAUUUGCUUAAUCGUGGAGAUGAAUACCAAUGGAACUUUAAGGAAAACAUUUGGGGAACGACCCUCUUUUGGUGCAGAUUUGAGAAGUCAGGUGCCUAUGUCUCUUUUGAUAGCUUUUGGCCUGAGUCGAAGAAGAACAGAUGGCUUCGUGAAAGAUGCAGAAAUGGAGUAGAAGGAACUUGUAUUUGGACCGCUAAAGAAGAUGGAAUUUACUUGUUUAAUUUCCCUUCUAGAACUGAUGAGUUAGUUCACAAAUGGAUCUUUACGUGA
This is a messenger RNA of Cucurbita pepo subsp. pepo (vegetable marrow), 420 nucleotides long. NCBI's taxonomy places the organism in Eukaryota, Viridiplantae, Streptophyta, Magnoliopsida, Cucurbitales, Cucurbitaceae. The record is from RefSeq and is a predicted model, not a curated record.